UUGCCUUCUUUGUAAUUUUUUUCGCAUUAGUGACGGCGGUGGAUCGCGACUGUUACACAUCGACGAGCGCACGCGCGUGCCCGGCAGGGAGAGCGCCGGCGGGCGACUGCAUCGCAAAGAAACAAAUUGCUUUAUGCUCUUUGCCGCUAUGGUAUAAGAUUUCUCUUAAAAUAAAAUGCAAUCAUACAAGAAGUUUAUUGGAGGGUUGGGCCAGGCCGAAUCAGUGCAGACGGAUGAACUACAGGGCUGACGAGGCAAUGCAUGUGGAGAACGCUGGCUUUGCUUCUAUUGCAUUGCCUGACACUACUGACAUUGUUUUCGAGCAAUGGCUUGGUGCCCUACUAAGAGACAUAGCCAGGUCCAGAGCUACGGAACCUCCUCUAUCGUGUACCGAUGGGAAAAGAAGCUGAGGGGCGUGAAGGAUCCACCAGAGAGUUCUUUAGUCCGAAGUGGGUACCUGCACUUCAGGCAAUCUGGCGCCUGCAGUGCUCACAGAGCAAUUUUAUCUGUUUCUUCUGACUCCAAGACACCACGUCCAAUAACAGGAUGCUCCAGUUCAGAGGAUACUCAUCAUCGAUAUCUCCAGCCCAAGCCUAUGAGUGCGCCUUCUCGAAUGGUGGGUGAUGGAGCAAGCAAUCCUGUGUGGCCACUGCACCGGCGUAUGUACGGAUGCGUGAGAGGCUCUACACUUCCAUCAUGCUUGAUCUGGAGGAUGGGAUGUCGAAAAUUCUGUGCAGGAACUAAAUUUUAGGCUGGGAAGAUAUGGAAGAGUGGGUAGCCUGGCAUUUUGAUAAUAAGGGAGUUUUCUCGCUGAAGUCGGCUUACCGUGUGGGAGUAAGUUUACGAUACUCCAAGCAAGAUUAUGAUGCAAGCUCCUCAUCAUCUACAGAUGUAGUAUCACCUCUGGAAUUUUUUUGGAGUUUGAAGCUGCCAAGUAAAGUAAAGAUCUGCACUUGGAGGUUAUGUCACAACAGCUUGCCGACACACAUGAAUAUUAAGCGUAAACGAGUAGAACUGGAUAUCAGGUGUCCGAUGUGUAAUCGGGCAGAUGAGGAUGGCGGCCAUUUAUUUCCUAAAUGCGAAAGGUUAAACCUGUAAGACGCAGCCUGCUUUUAGAGGAUAUCUGGCUUCUACUUGAAAGUGUGCCAAACCCCAUGGUGAUGAUGGAUAUGUUAUGGGCUCUUCCUGACAAUUGUUCUCCUGUGGGACUGGUGGUCAACGAGGAACAAACUGAA
Messenger RNA from Lolium rigidum, 1235 nucleotides. RefSeq lists its product as uncharacterized. The transcript is spliced from 6 exons. The record is from RefSeq and is a predicted model, not a curated record. Lineage: Eukaryota; Viridiplantae; Streptophyta; Magnoliopsida; Poales; Poaceae. The coding region runs from base 326 to 751 and encodes 141 amino acids.